AGGCUGUACGUCGCAGUGGUUCCGCCAGGAGAAUGUGUCAUUUCACCAAAAUAUUCUUGAAGAAAACAAAACUAAUAGAAAUAAUGUAAGGAAAAAGAAGGAAGAAAUAAUAUAGAUUCAAUAGUCUAAAACCCUAUACCAAGAAAGAAGAAGAAGUAGAAGAAUGUGUCAUUUGAUCAACCACCAACUAAAAGAGAAAGAGGAUACAUGAAGAUAUUUCUAAGGAGAACAAAUAUAAUUGAUUAUAUAUAAACUACAGAGAAGAUUAGAAGAAAAGGAUCCAGGGGAUAUAGACAAUAUUAUAGUCUAAAACCCUAUAAAAAGAAGAAAGAAGAAGAAUGUGUCAUUAGUUUGGCCCCGUGUUGAAAGGUUGGCUUGAUAAACCUCUUGUGCAUUGGUACUAGUGAAAACAACCAGAUAAUAAAGUAUGUGAUGAUAUGAGUUUCAGGGACAUGAGAUAAUUCAGUAGUUGUGUUGUACCUCAAUUGGAUGUUCACCUGUGCAGGAAAUUUGGUAAUUUUUCACAAUAUCUUCGCAUACCCGAUCGUGAUGAUUUUGGUAUUGAUAGAGUCCUCUCAGAGUCUAGUCCACAUAUAGUUUGGAUAUUAUGGUGCAGAAACAUAAAAUUUAGCAAUACCAUUCACCUCUAUAAGGGGUUUUAAUGCUGCAGUCAAAACUCCUUGUCUUACUCAUCCAGACAACGUGUCAGGACUGGCAGGACAAAUAGGCCGAGUUCAGAACCCUCCAAGGCCUUCAUUGCCCCCAAUGCAACCAGCUCGAAAACAUUUGACCUGAAUUCACAUUUCUACAGCCUAAUGGUUUCAAUGUCCACACAAAGAGGCUUGCAUGCGGUCUCCACUUCUUGCUGAGAUAUGAGCAUGUCUAUGUGUGAAUCUUAAAACCCAGUGAAAGUCAGAAAGAAAUAAUGAACGGAUAUUAGAAUUUAGCGCUGAAAACGGAGGACUUUCUAUAAAGAGAAGCAAGAUGAAUGAUGAUAGUCAUGAACCUAUAAACAAGGAUGACUUGCAAGGAAGAGAGGUUGAUGCAGAAACCUUAGUGAGCCAGGAUAGUGAAAGUAGCUCGCAAGUAAGUGGCACAAUGGAUGUACAAAAGGAGGAAGAUGUAGUUGAAAAGAAGAGCAUAAAGGGAAGCACAAAGGAUACAAAGAAUAUGGAAAAGGAGAUGCAGUUAAAGAAGUAUGGAGUAUUGAUAUGGUACGGCGAGCAAUGUGAUACAGAGAGCAGCUGUGAAGAGGCUUAUGAUGAGGAUGAUACAGAAUUACAAGAUGAAGAUACAACAUUAAGUAGUGCCGAAAAAACUGACUUGCCAACAGAGGAUGAUGAUGACGAGGCUACAGAGUUAAGUGAAAAUGAAGAUAAGCAUGUUGGUCAGUGUAAGGAAGAAAGUAAACAAAUAGAGAAAGGAGAGGACACACAGGCAUAUGAGAAAGAAAACAUUAUGGCCAAUGAAGAAGGCAAGAUCCAGGAGAGUAAUGAAGAAGAGGAUUGGCAGGAGAGUAAUAAAGAUGACAGGCAGGAGAGUAAUGAAGAGAAAUCUACAGCUGAUGAAGAUGAAAACACACAGGAGGCUGAAGAAGAAGAGAACAGGCAAGAGGUUGAGGAAGAUGACAUGCAGGAGGAUGAGGUAGAAAACAUUAUGGCUGAUGAAGAUGACAGGCAGGAGAGUAAUGAAGAGAAAACUACAGCUGAUGAAGAUAAAGACAUGCAGGAGGGUGAGGAAGGGAAUAUUGCAGCUAAUGAAGAUGAGGACAGGCAGGAGGAUGAGGUAGAAAACAUUAUGGCUGAUGAUGAUGACAGGCAGGAGAGUAAUGAAGAGAAAACUACAGCUGAUGAAGAUGAACAGACACAGGAGGCUGAGGAAGAUGACAUGCAGGAGGAUGAGGUAGAAAACAUCAUGGCUGAUGAAGAUGACAGGCAGGAGAGUAAUGAAGAGAAAACUACAGCUGAUGAAGAUGAAAGCACACAGGAGGCUGAAGAAGAGAACAUUACGGCUAAUGAAGAAGAGAACAGGCAAGAGGUUGAGGAAGAUGACAUGCAGGAGGAUAAGGUAGAAAACAUUUUGGCUGCUGAUGAUGACAGGCAGGAGAGUAAUGAAGAGAAGACUACAGCUGAUGAAGAUGAAGACAUGCAGGAGGGUGAGGAAGGGAACAUUGCAGCUAAUGAAGAUGAGGACAGUCAGGAGGCUGAUGAAGAUGACAUGCAGGAGAGUAAUGAAGAGAAAACUACAGCUGAUGAAGAUGAACAGUCGCAGGAGGGUGAGGAAGAUGACAUGCAGGAGGAUAAGGAAGAAAACAUUAUGCUUGAUGAAGAGGAAGAAACACAGGAGAGUAAUGAAGAAAGAAUUGCAGCUGAUGAUGAUGAUAUGCAGAAAGCUGAGGAAGAGAACAUGGUUGAUGAAGAAGAAAAUAUGCUUGAGGAAGAGGGCAAAAAUGUGGCUGAUGAGGAAAAGGAUAUGCAGGUGUCUGAGGAAGAGAAUAGGCAGGAGAGUGAGGAAGAGAACAUUAUGACUGCUGAAGAAGACACACAAGAGAAUAUUGUGGCUGAUGAAGAGGAUAGCCCAGAGAGCAAGGAAGAGAGUGUUAUGGCUGUUGAAGAAGAGGACACACAGGAGGCUAAGAAAGGGAAAGUUAUGGCCAAUAAAGAAGAUUGUCAAGUAGGCAAGAGAGAGGAAAUAACAGGUGAGGAAGAGAGUAGUCAGAGUGAAGAAGAAAAGGAAGAGGUCAAGGGAGAUGAAAGAAAGACAGAUGAGGAAGAGGAAAAGCAAAAAGUAAAACCAAGUUUCGAGGUAAAGGAGGAAAAGGAUAUCCAGGAUAUUGGGAAUGUAUAUGCUAGUGAGGCAGAAGCCCUUCAGGCAGGGAAUGACAAAAACGAGAAGUGUGAAAAGGAAGGAGAAAUUCUACUAGAUCAUCAUGUUUGUAAGGAACGACAAUCCAAACCUGAUAACGAAGAAGUAACAACAGAUCAGGGUGCAACAGAGGUUAACAAUGAUGAUGUCCAAAAGAGUAGUAAUGACGGGUCUGUAACAGAAGAGACAAAUAAAGAUAAUGCUGAAACAUCGCCAGUCCUUGGACAGAAACACAGGAGGAGGACACUUAGUUUUGACAAUUUGGAAAUUGCAAAAACAACAUCUGAGAGCAAGAGUCUCAACAACAGUGGUAAAAGAACACCAGAUAAUUCCGGGGAGGCUCAGACCCCAGAUGAAUGCCAGAUCAACAGAACAUCACCAAUUAUUGGCUCUAGAUUAAAGGAUAUCUCUGGCAGCCCACGUAAGCAUGAUGUAGCAGAGGGUAAGUUCAACCUUGUUAUUACGUCUGUUAGGGGUAAGGUUGAAGACUUUAACGAGUGCAACAAAAAUUCUCAAGCAGUAGAGGAUAAAGAAUUAGCUUCUGGAUCUUCAGAUGUAAGUAAAGAUAAAUCUCCAACUUCUCAGGAGAAGAAUAUCGAAUGUGUAGAGGUAGUAAGUGAAAGCGAAGAGGAUAAUGUAUUUGAGGAAUGUAAAGCCGUCGUCUGUAAGAAAUGUCGAAGCAUUUGGACUGAGAAAGUUUUGCAUACAAUUUUUAAGGGCAGUGAAGCAGUCACUGUCAACUCAAAAAUAACUUUCGGAGCUAUAGUCCUAAUCAAUAACUGGGCCCAUAGACACAUUCAGCAUGACAGAGAAACGGCUGUGAAAAACAUGCUAGAGAGAGCUGAUCUCGGUAAAAACAUUAAGGGGUUGGAGAUAAGUGAUCUGAGUCAGUGGCUUUUUGAACUUAUGGACAAAGGCAAGAUAAAGUGCUGUGCAGUGUUUGAUGCCAUAUAUAAGCCAGAGCCCAUCAAAGUAUCACUAAGCUCCCUGAAAAAAGUUAAAGGAGCUAGUAGUAAAGCCAUAAGAGCACCCUGUAGAGAUCAGGAUGAUGGUGAAAUGUCAAAGAAGAGGCCAUUGCAGCUUGAAGAGGAAAGAUUAUCUGAUUCGCAUGAUCUCUCAAAAGUGCCAGAGGUGACCAAGGGAGCAAGAACCAAGAAAAAGGAAAAGAAAGAUGACUUGGCAGAUGUAUCAGAUGUGCAGGAUCAUAACUCACCAGACAGAGCACAAACUAUAAAGGAAAAGAAGACUAUUGAAACAUUAGAACAGAAAUCAGAACCAGAUGCACAAGUCUCCAGACUUAGUCCAAGGCAGUCUGAUGAAGUGCCCUCGGAUGAAGAUGAAGGUUUAUCUAAGUCUCAUUCUUCCAUUUCUGAGAUGCAGUCCAAGGCAGUUCUGGAUGAUGACCAAGUAUCUGAAAGAGAAGAGGUUUUAUUUGAAACAGAACCAUCAGAAGCAAAAGAGGUUAGUUAUGUAUAUGAGGAAAAUAAUAUGGAGGUUAGUGACGACGAAGAGGGUGAGAAUGAUGAGAAUGUUGCUGCAACAUCAAUACUCAGACAGGAGGAGGAAAUUGAGCCAGAUUUGCUUAUAACAAAAGAGGCAGAGAUAUUUUCAGGUACUGUAGAAAAUAGGCAGUCUUUGUUGUGCAAAAAGCUAGGCUUAGAUAUUAAUAAUAUUGCUAUUAGUUGUUCUAGUAGCGACCUGAAAAGGGCCAACAAUGGAACUAUGGCAAAGCAAGUUUCAGUUGAAGAGGCAGUAUCUCGUGCUCACAUCACCCUGUUAAAGGAACGUUCAGCCUUACAAGGGUUUGCAAGUGAAGCAUAUGAUCUGUUGCCCUUCGAGUUCAAAAAUUUCUAUGAUUCUGUACAUAAUGAUGAGUCUACUCAGCGCUUCAUGACAAAUCGCGAAUUACUGACACUGCACAGCAUUUUCAUUCUGGAUGCAGAGCUGCCCAAUGCUGAACUCUUUUAUCAGGUUUUGAUUCAGAUUCUAAGGAGUCGAAACCAAGUCUUACUUGUCCCAGACAGCCGAACUUUGCUGCAGGUCCUUGAGAAGUUGCGUCGAGACUUCAACAGAGCGAAAGUGGGAAAGUCAUAUAGUGAGUUCUUGGCACAAAACUGGGACAUGAGAAAUAUUUAUAGUGCAGAGACUUUAUGGAAUAACACAAGAGGCUAUCCUAAUAAUCCAAAUAUAAGAAAUGUUUUGUCUAUUUUUUGCUUGUGGAAGAACAUUGGCAAGCAGUUACCUGAUUUCUAUCCUUCUUUAGCCAUACAAGAAAUGUGUAAAUUCACUGAUUUAAGCAGCACAGACAAGCUGGGAAUGUGUGUGAGACUGUAUGCAAGAUUUUGCACUUUCUUGUACAAAGAAAAUCACCCAGAAUUAGCAGAACUUUUCCUUGACCAAAAAUUCACAAUAUCCAACAUCUCUGUAUCAAGAGAUGCUUUGAUCAAUAGUAUGAAGUGCCAAGCUUCAGAGAAUCAGAGGGUAGAAGCUUCACUUACUAGUACAGAAACUGAAGUUAUACAGGCAAUGCAAAAUUGCACCGAAGCAGAGAAAAUGGCCCUACGUUCUGAAAAUCCCAAGACUCUGAGACACUUCCACAGACUCCUGAAACAGUUUGAACAAAAGCUAGACCGAUACAGAGAUGCAAAUGCUGAACUAGUGAAGAAAAUUACAGUUGCUGAAACCAGGAAAGAAAAGCUAAUGAAUAAGAUAAAGGAUCCAAGCCUGAAAGGAUCAUUGCAUGAACUUAGUGAUGAGUUGAGCACCAUUUAUCACAACAAGAGAAAAAACAGUUCUCUAAUUGAGGCUGACCAAAGAAGCUCAAAGUUUGCAAGGAUGGAGUCAGAACCAUAUGAAGUUGCGGAAAGUACCAAGGAAGUCAUUCAUAACAUCCUUGCAAAGGGAGUUAAGCCAGAGCUAGUGAGAACUGUCAUUCAAACCAUAAUGAAGAAAGUAACUGGAGAGAGUGCCUUAAAUCUGCCUGAUGUCUUCUGGAUCAGAAAAUAUGCACAGGAAAAUGGUUUUCAGUCUACAGAGAGUUGAUACGAGCUGAGCCCCUUGAAUGUAGGUGGUAUGAUUUCAUAAAUAUACAGAAAAUCUCAAUAUAUUUUACUUUUAGUUUUCUAAAAAAUUACUGUAUCAGUAUAAGUUAAAAUCAAUAUUUUUUUUUUUAUUGUACUUUGUAAUAUUGGAGAUAAAAAAUGUAACUAUAGUUUGCAUUUUUCUCUUGUGAUAUCAAAGAUCUCAUGUAAAUACAUAAUUCAUCAUCCUUGUAUAUGUCUAUGUUGAUGUACUUGUAUAUUGUAUAUAUGCAUAUAUAACAAGCUUGUGUAUAAUGUCUGUACAUACACACAGGAAGAGGACGGGACUCCCUUAAUUCUUUUUCCAGAAAUGUUACACUCACAGUCUCUUAUUUAGAACAUUUCUGAAGAACCCUAAGUGCUUCCACAUUUAUCUCUCCUUAUUUGUGAAAACUAAAGCAAUCAGCCAGUCUUGGUCUCCCUAUUGGGAUAUUUUGGAGAUUUGUUUGCAGACACCUUGGCUGAAAGAAAAAGAGGAAGAGAGAAUAUAGGAGAUAAAGCAUGUAAUAACAAGCUGUUAUACUUGUUCUCUUUGGUAUCUCUGAGUUGGCUUCAAUUUUUACCUUUUACAAAUUUCAUUAUUCAGGGUAUUGAGAAUCAUAAUCUGUACAGCAGCAUAUUUUGUGCACAAUUGGUUUUAUAUAUAUAUAUAUAUAUAUAUAUAUAUAUAUAUAUAUAUAUAUAUAUAUAUAUAUAUAUAUAUAUAUAUAUAUAAAUAUAUAUAUGUGUGUUUAAUGUUCUUCCUAAUGUUGGAAUCUAAGCUUGCUUUUGAGACAGGCUUCAUGUGUCAUAUAAUAUGAUACCUAGAAGAAGAGUU
Messenger RNA from Penaeus chinensis, 6762 nucleotides. Its product is annotated as microtubule-associated protein futsch-like. The record is from RefSeq and is a predicted model, not a curated record. Bases 985 to 5907 code for a protein of 1640 amino acids. NCBI's taxonomy places the organism in Eukaryota, Metazoa, Arthropoda, Malacostraca, Decapoda, Penaeidae. The transcript is spliced from 3 exons.